Armigeres subalbatus is the source of this 1702-nucleotide messenger RNA. Its product is annotated as carboxylesterase 4A-like. NCBI's taxonomy places the organism in Eukaryota, Metazoa, Arthropoda, Insecta, Diptera, Culicidae. The record is from RefSeq and is a predicted model, not a curated record. Bases 1 to 1671 code for a protein of 556 amino acids. The transcript is spliced from 2 exons.
AUGAACGCGUUUCUGUUGUUUUGCUUAAUAUUCCUCACGGGAGUAACCGCUCAAACUCGGCCAACCUUAACUACUCCCUCCGGUCAGAUACAAGGCACUGUAGAGUCGUGCGGUACAUUUUGUUCGUACUAUUCCUUCAAAGGUAUUCCCUACGCGAGCCCACCUGUGGGAGCUCUUCGUUUCCGGAACCCAGUUGCGCACCCAGGAUGGAGCGGAGUGCGCGAUGCGAGCAAGCACGGCUCUUUUUGCCUCCAUUUCGAUCAACAGACCUUCACCACAGUCGGGGAAGAAGACUGCCUGUUCCUGAAUGUGUAUACGCAGGAAUUGAUUGGACAACGUCCGGUGAUGUUUUGGAUUCAUGGUGGUGCCUAUAGUUCUGGGUUUGGUGACUCUGAUGUUUUCGAUCCACAGAAACUGGUCAGAGAAGGUGUAGUUGUUGUGACCAUUAACUACAGGCUUGGAGCAUUAGGUUUUCUCAGUACUGGCGAUGAACAUGCUCAAGGAAAUUGGGGUCUAAAGGAUUGCAUUGAAGCAUUGCGUUGGGUGCAAAAAAACAUUGCUGCAUAUGGUGGCAACCCAAGCGAAGUGACCAUAUUUGGAAACUCCGCUGGAGGUUCAUUGGUACACUUCCUGUAUCUUUCUAAUAUGGCAGAUGGAUUAUUUCACAAAGCGAUAUCUCAAAGUGGAACCGCAUUGGCCACGUUUGCUUUCCAAGCUAACCCCAAGUUCUAUGCGCAAAGGAUGGCAAAUAUUUUCGGCUUCUCGAGUGACAGUGCAGUUUACGUAGACCAGCUGAGAAGCCUGCCAGCAGAAAGUUUUGUUCCAUUUCAAGAGCUCUUGUACACAAUUCCUGUUCCGAGAUAUUUACGACCUUUGGAUUUUGCACCUACAGCCGAACCUGCCAGCGCUCCUGAACCAAGGGCAUUGACAACAGAUCCAAUGACUUUAAUGCGAUCACGACAGCACACUGUCCCCUUCCUCGUUGGAUAUAACGACUUUGAAGGUUCCUUCUUCACUGUAGUGGAGUUUUUGGUUGACCAAACCGUUCUUAAUCAGUUCAAUGCAAAUACUGAUUUGUUUGUACCAUUUUACUGGAACAUCAACGCCGGAUCACCAACUUCUGCGGCAGUGAGCAAUGCAUUCAGUCGACAUUAUUUCAAUUAUCAGCCAUUGUCUCUUAACCUGUUCUUCGAAUGGAGUCAUUACUACGGGGAUCAUUUAUUCCUAUUCCCGAUUCACUACACAGCUCAAAUUCAUGCCCAGGGUCAGGCACCGGUUUACUACUACCAGUUUUCGUACGAUGGAGAUUUGAACUUGUUUAAAAAACUGCUCGCCAUAACAGACCCCGGAGCGACUCACACCGACGAGUUACCAUAUUUCUUUGAGAUGGCAUAUCAAAUGGGUGCCGAUAUACCGUCGAACAGUCAUGCACGCACUGUCAGUGAUCGAAUGAUUCGAAUGUGGACUAAUUUUGCAAAGCACGGUAAUCCCACGCCUAGUUCGGAUUCCCUAUUGCAGAACACGAUCUGGCCUACGAUACAGGAAGGUGCUAAUGGGGUUACAAUGUUGGACAUUGGACAGAAUCUGGUGAUAACGGAUGCAUCAAAAUCAGAUGUAUUCAUGCUGUGGCACCAACUUCAAGAUCAAUAUGCAACGAAUCCAUUCUUGUAACAGUCGAAUAGUAAUGCAAUAUAUUUUAGGA